This is a messenger RNA of Pyrus x bretschneideri (Chinese white pear), 1546 nucleotides long. Its product is annotated as survival of motor neuron-related-splicing factor 30. The record is from RefSeq and is a predicted model, not a curated record. The transcript is spliced from 8 exons. Gene Ontology annotation, biological process: mRNA processing. Gene Ontology annotation, cellular component: nucleus; cytoplasm. Gene Ontology annotation, molecular function: RNA binding. Lineage: Eukaryota; Viridiplantae; Streptophyta; Magnoliopsida; Rosales; Rosaceae. Bases 523 to 1299 code for a protein of 258 amino acids.
AGAAGGAGGAGAAGAGCUCAGCAUACAGGAGCUGACUUCCAGUCUCUCGACGUACAAAGAUCAGCUUCACCAGGUAAAGGAGCUUUUAGCUGAUGAUCCUGCAAACUCUGAGUAUGCUGACAUGGCAAGAGAGCUCAAUGAGGAAUCAUGAUGUUGCUCAAACUAGCAACGCCAAUUAACUGCUAUGGCACCUGUGGAGGUUUAUUUUCAUUACAGGGUUGAAUAAGGUGAGGAUGGUUUGUGUGUUGAAUAAAGUUCAUACACUCCAGAAAUCGGAACUCUGGAGAAUUUAGAAUUUAGAAAAACAUUAGAUCCUUAGAGCUUCAUCAAGUAGCAUGUUACUUCUAUCUUGGUUCCUUUGCAGGUGUGCUAUGUAUGGUGAUGGUCAGCUUUCACUCUCUUUCACCUGAUAUCCGAUGUUCACGCUGAGAUUCUAAGUUUGAAAUUUGACAAUAAUUUUCUCUUUACAAUGUAGCGUCUAUUUGUAUGUAUGUUGUUUAAAUUUAUGUUUGGGCUUAAUUUAUGAUAAUGCAGGUAAUUGCUCUGACAGAAGAACUACUUGCAACUGCAAAGCAAAAUCAGAAUUCCGGAUUAGGUUUCGGGACAAGUGAUAGUGCAUCACCUAGUUUGCCUCAGACUCAGAGGAAUGAAAAUGAUUCAGGGAAUAUUUCCAUUUAUCAUGACAAGUUUCCUGUUGGCACAAAAGUUCAAGCUGUUUGGAGUGAAGAUGGGGAGUGGUAUGAUGCCACGAUCGAGUCUCUUACUCCGAAUGGGUACUUUGUUACUUAUGAGAGCUGGGGAAAUAAAGAAGAGGUGGAUCCAGACAAUGUCAGACCAAUUCAAGAAGGGGCUGUCAAUGCAUUGCUGGAAGCUGAAAGGGUUGCUGAGGCCACAAAACAAGCGCUUAAAAGGAAGAUUGCGCAAGCUGCUUCUGUUGAUUUCCAAUCACGAAGCUUACCAGCAAAACUUCGUAUAGAACCUGAUGAUCCAGAGGAUGUGAAAAUCACCAAACGUAAAAAGAUACAUGCUUUUAAGUCAAAGAUGAGGAUGGAACAACUGGAAGUUACACAGAAUAAACGUCAAAAUGCUUGGCAACAGUUCCAAACAACCAAGGGCAAGACUAAGAAGAUUGGUUUCUUUUCUGGACGCAAGCGUGAGAGCAUCUUCAAGUCUCCUGAGGAUCCUUUUGGGAAGGUUGGGGUGACUGGAAGUGGGAAAGGCUUGACAGAGUUUCAGAGGAGGGAAAAACACUUGCAUCUCAAAGGGGGAACAGGUGAGAAUGAUGAAGAGGCUCCUUAGCUCCCUACUGUCUCCCUGCACUUGCUUAGCGACGAAAAAGAAAAAAGAAACUACCCUGAUCUCUCAACUUGGUCAAAAGGUUUAGUCGUAAUUUGUUAGCUCAAAACCUGUGGUAUGCCAUUGCCAUAUGUAUUGUUCUUACCCUCGUGGUUAUUAUUGCCAUAACAGUUGUCUUGCCACCCCUUGAGUUUGAGUUGUAUUGUGUUAGGCGUUUAUGUCGUGAAAUGAAGCAAUGGUUUGAUUCCCA